Molecule: messenger RNA, 342 nt
Organism: Paramuricea clavata
Lineage: Eukaryota; Metazoa; Cnidaria; Anthozoa; Malacalcyonacea; Plexauridae
Source: the annotation of a GenBank genome assembly
AUGGCAUAUCAAAAGUUUGCGCUUAGAUUCCUCGAAACUGUGAGUAAAGGAUUGGAAAAACUAGACAAACGAGUAGAAAGAUUUGAAAGGCUUUCUAUUGAAGGACGAGAUACUAAAGAAUGCAAAGACAUCGUUUCUCCAAACUAUCCGAUGGCUUUCGUUUUGUUCUUGUUUGUCUGUGGUUUGUUUUCCACUUCUCAAGGAUGUGUUGUGAAAGAAAUGCAAAAGAAUAAAACGGGAAAGAACAAAAAGAAAAAUAAGUGGAGAAAUAAAAACAGAAAGAAAAUGAGGAAAAGACGAAUAGCAUUAAAGACAACUAAAAGAAGCAAGAAACGGUAUUGA